AUGAAAGAGCCAAAAACAAGGACAGAAAUAGCUAAUUUAAUAAAUGUCACGACAUUUAUUAAAAUUGAUCCAAUAGUGCCACCGGUUCUUCGAGCGAUGACGUCACCAAUCACAAAACCCUUAAACUAUACAACCGUCACCGUCAUGUCGUGUAGAUGUGAAAAGAAUACAACGUUGGAUUUGAUUAUCGGUGGUAAUUGCUUUCUUUCCAGCAAAGAUUUAUCAAAAAUAAUGUGCAGGCAACAUCAAACAAAGGUCAACGGUCAUGUAAUUAUAUCUCAUCCGACGUUUCCACAAUAUUGUCCUUUGCUAAUGAUGGCUUAUCACAUAAUUACUGCACAAACGUCGUGGAAGAGUUCAGCGCAUUCAUAA
Messenger RNA from Loa loa (African eye worm), 372 nucleotides. RefSeq lists its product as hypothetical. The transcript has 2 exons. Bases 1 to 372 code for a protein of 123 amino acids. Lineage: Eukaryota; Metazoa; Nematoda; Chromadorea; Rhabditida; Onchocercidae. The record is from RefSeq and is a predicted model, not a curated record.